CCACCUGUUGAUUCAAUGCACGUGUUACCAUUUCUUUUGAGCAUGUCCGUUACUAAAUACGAACGGUAACCACAGACAACCGAUCAAUUGUUUAUUUCCAUCAAUAGCAAAAUCUAUUCGAUCGCGUAGUUCAAAGUUUUGAAAUUCUACGCCCAAGUUGCAUUCUUCAAAUAUUCCACGAAAAUGACAGCCAAAGCUACCACAAUCAAGGAAGCCCUCAAACGACUCGAGGAUCGAACGAAGACCAACUCCUGCGACGAUAAGGAAAUCGAUCUGUGCUUCCAGUGGCCUCCGAUAGAGAAGAUGGACACCACUUUCUCCACGCUGGUUGCCUGCGAGAAACUAUCGCUUUCGACCAACAUGAUCGACAAAAUCUUCGGCCUGAGCGGAAUGAAGAACCUACGGGUUCUCUCAUUGGGCAGAAACUACAUCAAGGCCAUUUCCGGACUGGAAGGAGUGAGCGACACCCUCGAGGAGCUUUGGAUCAGCUACAACCUGGUGGAGAAACUGAAGGGGAUCAACGUGCUGAAAAAGCUCAAGGUGCUGUACAUGAGCAACAACCUGGUGAAGGAUUGGGUCGAGUUCAACCGGUUGGCCGAUUUGCCCAUGCUGGAGGAUUUGCUGUUUGCCGGAAAUCCUUUGGUGGAAUCCAUGGAGGAGAGCGUCUGGCGUGCGGAAGCAAGCAAACGGUUGCUGUCGUUGAGAAAGCUCGAUGGAGAAACGGUAAUCCGGGAGGAGAGCGAUAGUCAGCAGCCGCAACAACCAGCUGGACAACCGGAGAAGGCUUAAGUUGAAGAGGCAUUCUAACUUAGAAGAUGCACAGUGCUUUCUAUUACAUAACACUUAAACGAAAAUAGAAGUUUAAGUAUGUAUCGCUACAAAGUAUUUUUUAAGAUACUUCUGUAGAAUAUCAAUAAAAGCAUUAUCUGUAGAGAGG
Messenger RNA from Aedes albopictus (Asian tiger mosquito), 937 nucleotides. RefSeq names its product dynein axonemal light chain 1-like. Bases 184 to 789 code for a protein of 201 amino acids. The transcript has 2 exons. Gene Ontology annotation, cellular component: cytoplasm. Lineage: Eukaryota; Metazoa; Arthropoda; Insecta; Diptera; Culicidae. Gene Ontology annotation, biological process: outer dynein arm assembly. The record is from RefSeq and is a predicted model, not a curated record. Gene Ontology annotation, molecular function: dynein heavy chain binding; alpha-tubulin binding.